Molecule: messenger RNA, 1655 nt
Organism: Humulus lupulus (European hop)
Lineage: Eukaryota; Viridiplantae; Streptophyta; Magnoliopsida; Rosales; Cannabaceae
Product: lipid phosphate phosphatase 2-like
Exons: 9
Coding region: 327-1391 (354 amino acids)
Biological process (GO): phospholipid metabolic process
Molecular function (GO): phosphatidate phosphatase activity
Source: RefSeq, a predicted model, not a curated record
UGCCAGAUAGCUGGGUGCCGUCGUCCAUUCCUAGAGACUCGUUUCACCAAAUAUUUCAUUGUAAAUAGCAAAAGCUUUUUAGUUAAUCCAGCAAAAAAACUCAACCGCUUCCCCAAUAAACCGCUUACUUUCAAAUAAUCAAUUCAAUUCUCUCUCAACUGCCAUAUAAAUUCAUUAACAUCUCUUGGUUGAUUCGAUUGAUUAGUGGGGUCCCUUCCCUUCUUUCAUCUUCUAACUAUUUUUCUCGAGAAAGUUUCAAAAUUUUCUCGAGAAAGUAAUCCUACCAAGUCCUCUCUUCAACUACAGGUUUGCUCUUCUGUUCGUUCAUGGCGUUGGUUACUCGUUUAAGAUCAGCCUUUUCCCUUACAAAUUUCAGGCGUAUUUUUCAGUUUGGUGGGCCUAGAGAAAUUGAUCUUGGAGCACACACAAUAAAAUCUCAUGGAGCCUCAGUUGCCAGAAACCACAUGCAUGAUUGGCUCAUACUACUUUUACUGGUGGUAAUAGAGAUAAUUCUUCUAACAAUUCACCCUUUUUACCGCUAUGUGGGAAAAGAUAUGAUGGAAGACCUUAGAUACCCCAUGAAAGACAACACUGUUCCCAUUUGGGCUGUCCCUAUGUACACAGUUUUGUUGCCACUUUUUAUCUUUGUCAUGAUCUACCUGCGUAGAAGAGAUGUCUAUGAUCUUCACCACAGCAUUCUUGGCCUAUUAUUUGCGACGCUGAUAACUGCGGUUCUUACUGAUUCGAUAAAAAACGCAGUUGGUAGACCGAGACCUGACUUUUUCUGGCGAUGUUUUCCCGACGGUAAAGAUGAAUAUGAUAAAUGGGGAGAUGUGAAAUGUCAUGGUGUGGCUAGUGUUAUAAAGGAAGGGCAUAAGAGCUUUCCCAGUGGCCAUACUUCAUGGUCGUUUGCAGGGUUAGGCUUUUUGUCGUUGUACUUGUCAGGAAAAAUUCAAGUGUUUGAUCGAAAAGGACAUGUUGCGAAGCUAUGCAUUAUUUUCUUACCUUUGCUGCUUGCAUCUCUAGUUGGUAUCUCCAGAGUCGACGACUAUUGGCACCAUUGGCAAGAUGUCUUUGCUGGAGGCCUACUGGGGCUUGUUGUGGCUACCUUCUGUUAUUGUCAGUUCUUCCCACUCCCUUACCACAAUGAUGGAUGGGGACCCUACGCGUACUUCAGGGCAUUGGAGGAGACGCGUAGUAAUGCUAAUAAUAACACGAACAGAACGAACGAGGUGAAUAAUGCUGCGAAUGCACCGAGCAUGGGAAUGGCGUACCAUCAUCAAGACAUGAAUACACCGCUGAGACCACCUAAUGGUGACGCCUUCAUGGCCUUCUCGGUUGACCAGAAUUCAACUCCAACCUUGGAUGAAUUAGAAUCUGGAAGGAGAUGAUCGAUCAUCCAAAUGUUCAUGUUUAUUUAUGUUUAAAUUUUUGACUCUCAUUGUUGAUUGCUCUUCUGUGUAUGUGUUAAGUUUUUUAGUAGCAUUAUAUAGAUAUAUAUUUAUAGAAAGUAUACUAAACUAAACAUGUGAGAUAGGCUUUUUAUUUUUCUUUUUAAAAAAAAUUGUUAGUGGAAGUAGGUAAUAUGAAGAACUUGCCUUAAAUAACUGAGGAAUUCACAUUUUAUAAAUCAAUGGAUCUAAAAUUUGUUCAUC